AUGAGCCAACAGGGUUAUGUAGCUGCACCCCCGUACUCCCAGGCCCCGCCGGGAAUGGGGGGCUACCAGGUUGGAUACGGACCUGGUCCUGCACAACCCCUGUAUGGACACCAUGGAGGAGCCCCCCACCCCUUCAGCCCUCCAGCAGCAGGAGGUGUGAUGAAGUCUCCAGUUUCCACGGCUGCAGGAAUGAUGCCGCCUCCAGCGUCCAGUCAGUACAACCCCAACUAUCAGCAGAACGGUUCUCAUCAACAAAGGUACCCCGCUCCACCUGCUGCUUCUCACGGUCAGCCUCCACAUUCCCUGCCGUCCAGCAUGACUUCACAGGGCCCUCCCCCUACACAACAACUGACCAAUCAGAUGAGUGCUAUGACUUUAGGUGGCUAUGGACAAAACCACAUGCAGCAUCCACCAACAAGCCCCGUCGGCCAGCAGUCUUUCCAGCCCCCUCCUCCUGCAGUUGGUCAGCCGCAGAUGCACUUAGGCCCACAGGUGCAGCACGCGCCUCCCCAAAUGUCCCCGACACAGUCGCCCCCAACAAACAUGUCAAUGGCUGGUCAGCCGAUGCCAGGCCCACCAAUGGGAGGACCGCCCAUGGGGGGUCAGUCGAUGGGGAGUCCAGUGGGUGGUGGACCACCGAUGGGAGGAGGCAUGAGCGGCCCGUUUCCUGGGCCGCCACCACCAGCAGGUCCUGGAGGUUUCCAGCAUCUCGGUCCUGGACAAGCCGGUCCACCGGGAUAUCCACAACAAGGAGGUCAGUUUGGAGGAAUGAUGGCCGGACCGCAGACGGGCAUGCAGGGGGGCUUUCCCGGGCCAAUGGCAGGCCCACCUCAGAAGAAACUGGACCCCGAUGCAAUCCCAAGCACAACUCAAGUGAUUGAAGAUGACAAAGUAAAAAGGGGGGGGCAGGUUUACUGCACGAAUAUCCGCGGUCAAGUCCCGCCUUUCGUCACCACAGACUUCACGGUUCAGGAUCAAGGAAAUGCCAGUCCCAGGUUCAUGCGCUGCACCACCUACACCCUGCCCUGCACCGCUGAACUGGCCAAGCAGUGCCAAGUACCUCUAGCUGCCAUUGUCAAGCCUUUGGCCAACCUGCCAAAAAACGAGACUCCUCUGUAUGCAGUGAACCACGGGGAGACCGGUCCGAUCCGCUGCAAUCGAUGCAAGGCCUACAUGUGUCCCUACAUGCAGUUCAUCGACGGUGGUCGCCGCUACCAGUGCACCUUCUGCAACUGUGUCAAUGAAGUGCCGGUCUUCUACUUCCAGCAUCUGGACCACAUGGGCCGGAGGGUGGACUUCUACGAGAGACCGGAACUGUCUCUAGGAUCCUAUGAGUUUGUAGCCACUUUGGAUUAUUGCAAGAACAACAAACCUCCCAAUCCUCCUGCCUUCAUCUUCAUGAUCGAUGUGUCCUAUAACAACAUUAAGAGCGGCCUUGUCAGGCUGAUAUGCGAUGAGCUGAAAACUCUGCUGGAGAAUCUGCCCAGGGAGGAGGGAGCAGACAUCUCCUCUGUGAAAGUGGGCUUCGUCACCUACAACAAGGUCCUCCACUUCUACAACGUGAAGAGCGCUUUGGCCCAGCCGCAGAUGAUGGUGGUGUCAGACACCACGGAGAUGUUCGUGCCUCUGCUCGACGGCUUCCUCGUGAACUACCAGGACUCCAAAGCGGUUAUCUGCAACCUCCUGGAUCAGAUCCCCGCCAUGUUUGCAGACACCACAGAGAGCGAGACGGUCUUCGCUCCCGUCAUCCAGGCCGGCGUGGAAGCAUUUAAGGCGGCAGAAUGCAGCGGAAAGCUCUUCAUCUUCCAGUCGUCCAUGCCGACGGCCGAAGCUCCCGGCAAACUGAAGAACAGAGACGACAAAAAGCUGGUCAAUACCGACAAAGAGAAGACGCUGUUCCAGCCUCAGAAGGGUGUGUACGAGCAGCUGUCCAAGGACUGCGUGGCGCAGGGCUGCUGUGUUGACCUCUUCCUGUUCCCCAACCAGUACCUGGACAUGGCCACCAUGGCCGAUGUGCCCUCACAUACUGGUGGUUCUGUCUACAAGUACAACAACUUCCAGAUGGAAACGGACGGGGAGCAUUUCCUGACUGACCUGAGGAAGAGCGUACAGAAGCACAUCGGGUUUGACGCCAUCAUGCGUGUUCGUACGAGCACAGGGUUCAGAGCCACCGAUUUCUUCGGCGCCAUCCACAUGAACAACACCACCGACGUGGAGAUGGCCGCCGUGGACUGCGACAAAGCCGUGACGGUGGAGUUCAAGCACGACGACGCUCUCAGCGAGGAGAGCGGCGCCCUCAUCCAGUGUGCCUUGCUGUACACCAACAUCAGCGGGCAGCGGCGCCUCCGCAUCCACAACCUGAGCUUGAACUGCAGCUCCCAGCUGUCAGAGCUGUACAAGAGCUGCGAGACGGACGCCCUCAUCAACUUCUUCGCCAAAUCUGCUUACCGUGCCAUCCUGAACCAGCCUUUAAAGAACGUGAGGGAGAUCCUGGUCAACCAAACCGCCCACAUGCUGGCGUGCUACAGGAAGAACUGCGCCAGCCCGUCUGCUGCCAGCCAGUUGAUCCUGCCUGAUGCCAUGAAAGUGUUCCCGGUUUACAUGAACAGCCUGAUGAAAACAGCUCCUCUAGUGGGCAGCACUGAGCUCCCCACGGACGACAGGGCCCACCAGAGGCUGGCGGUCAUGGCCAUGGGGGUGGAGGACACGCAGCUGCUGCUGUACCCGCGACUCGUCCCACUGCACAACGUGGACGUCAACGGCGAGGUGGCGCCGGCUGCUGUGCGCUGCUCCGAGGAGCGUCUGACAGACUCUGGCUUGUUCCUGCUGGAGAACGGACACUCAAUGUUCCUGUGGAUCGGUCAGGCAGCCUCUCCAGACCUCAUCCAGAGCAUCUUCAACCUGCCCUCGCUCGCCCACUUCCAAGGACACAUGCCUGCACUUCCAGACUUGGACAAUCCACUAUCAAAGAAAGUCCGAUCUAUUAUCACGGACCUUCAAAAUAAAAGACCAAACGCGAUGAAGCUGCAGAUCGUGAGGCAGAAAGACAAGCCGGAGAUGCUGUUCCGGCAGUUCCUGGUGGAGGACAAAGGCUUACACGGAGGCGCUUCCUACGUGGACUUCCUUUGUUACGUUCACAGAGAGAUCCGGCAGCUCCUCACUUAAAGACGGCUCCGCUCCCCCGGCACCCCAACGGACCGCGCCAGGAGGUCCAGUUUGAACAUUUAACACGACCCAACCAAAGCCACGCGCAGACAAAGUCUCAGACAAACAAAUCCAGACUUUCCCGCUCUCAGUUAGUGUGACGGAUGGACUGGAGCGACUUCAGCGCCUGAGGCUGACGGGGAGUUUGGCGCUCGGCCUUCUGGCGAUAAAGCAAUAAAUACAGCAUCUACUGUGUUUCAAUCAGUCCGAGCUCUUCAAUGUGAACAGUCCUGAUAAGGCUGUGCAUUAUAUAAAAUACAAGUCAUUUUAAAGUUUGAGUAAAGCCAACGUUUGCACGAAAAGACAAAAAAUUAAUAGAAUUUGCUUAAUUAGAUGCAGAAAAUGUACUUUUAUUUUGAAAGGGACGUUGAAAUGCAGCCCUGCAAACAGGAAGUAGAUUUUAUUAGUUACAGUACAAAAAAAUAUGUGCAGGAAAAGUUAAUUUUUCUUAUUUCUAUUAGAAUAAACUUCCUGUUUCGACCAACAAACUUUACUCAAACUUUAAAGGUUUUGCUCUUAAAAUAUUCCCAUUAUUGAAAGAUCAAAGGUUUCUACAUUUCAAUGACUUUGCUGUGGGACUGAAGGGGAAAUACAGUAUCUUGAAUAUGAAAGAUGAAAUCUGUCCGUCUAUUUCACAAGAUCCAACGCCUUUAAAAUUCUUUGACCAUCCUCGCCGCGCUCAAAGCUUUUCCUUUACACUGCCGACACUUUACGACGAAGACAAAGGGAUGGAGAAAGACCGCCAUUUCUCCCCACAUUUACAAAAGAAUCCUUCAUAACAUGGCAUUAUCCGUUUGUUUUCCCUCUAAACCCCGUUUAUUAAAUAUUGUGUAGAGAUAUUUAUCUUCGGUCUGGACUGUACAGCUGCAGCACCAACCUAUAUCACUUAUUGUUUAUAUGCAUAUAAUCGGAUCACCAUUGUUUGUUGUUUUUGAACCACCUUUUCUCUCUGUGUGCAGAAAUGUCUCAGGUGAUUUCUAAAUGUCAUGUUUAAACACGGAGUGGAACUGGAAAUGAAUGGGUGUCGAUGGGAGUAGUUGUGAUGUGCAAUGCAACAUUUAAGUUCUAAUCCUGAAAAUGGAAUCCGGCUCCUUUACUUUGUUUACAAUUCAUUUCCUGUUAUGGACCAAAUUAAAACAGUCAAUCAGA
Molecule: messenger RNA, 4353 nt
Organism: Oryzias melastigma (Indian medaka)
Lineage: Eukaryota; Metazoa; Chordata; Actinopteri; Beloniformes; Adrianichthyidae
Gene: sec24d
Product: SEC24 homolog D, COPII coat complex component
Exons: 22
Coding region: 1-3165 (1054 amino acids)
Biological process (GO): endoplasmic reticulum to Golgi vesicle-mediated transport; intracellular protein transport; COPII-coated vesicle cargo loading
Cellular component (GO): endoplasmic reticulum exit site; COPII vesicle coat
Molecular function (GO): zinc ion binding; SNARE binding
Source: RefSeq, a predicted model, not a curated record